Molecule: messenger RNA, 1474 nt
Organism: Anoplopoma fimbria (sablefish)
Lineage: Eukaryota; Metazoa; Chordata; Actinopteri; Perciformes; Anoplopomatidae
Gene: tspan4a
Product: tetraspanin 4a
Exons: 7
Coding region: 1-975 (324 amino acids)
Cellular component (GO): membrane
Source: RefSeq, a predicted model, not a curated record
AUGAGACGCUCCAGCACGGAUGAGACCCCGUACAGGCGCAGUCCAUCCCUGGACAGCAAGCCCGACUCCCCGCCGUUCACCUCCGGGUUCCACCGGUUCAGCGGGGAGUUCGAGUACAAGCGGCCGCCGUUCGCGUUCGGCUUCCACACGACCAAAGGGCCGCAGACAUCCAAGGGGCGUUACGCACAGGGGAAGAAGUAUGUGGUGUUUUACCUGGACCUCUCCUUCAUCUUCCUCCUAGAACUGCGGCGCUGCAGGAUGGCAGAGGGUUGCAUGAUGGCCCUGCGAUACGGAAUGGUCUUCUUCAACCUCCUCUUCUGGUUGGGAGGAUGUGGCAUACUGGGAGUGGGAGUCUGGCUCUCGGUGACCCAGGGAAACUUUGCCACCCUAUCAUCAUCCCUUCCCUCCCUGUCGGCGGCCAACUUGCUCAUCGCGGUGGGGACCAUAAUCAUGGUGAUUGGCUGUUUGGGCUGUGUGGGGGCCGUCAAAGAGAGCCGUCCACUGCUGCUGACGUUCUUCAUCCUCCUCCUGCUCAUCUUCUUCCUGGAGAUUCUGUCCAUUAUGCUCUUCUUCAUCUACCAAGACGAGAUCGAUCACUACGCCCAGAGGGAUCUGAAGAAGGGCCUCCAGCUCUUCGGCACAGAGGGCAACGUGGGUCUGACUAACGCCUGGAUGAUCGUACAAACUGAUUUCCGAUGCUGCGGAGUAACCAACCACACGGACUGGUUUGAAGUUUACAAUGCCUCCCGUGUGCCGGACUCCUGCUGCCUGGAGUACAGCGACAACUGUGGCCUGGACAACCCAGGGACGUGGUGGACAGCGCCGUGCUACGAGCGGGUGAAGGACUGGCUGAAUGAGAACCUGGUGGCACUUUGGAUCUUUGCUCUAUGCACAGCACUUACUCAGAUCCUGGGCCUGGUCUUCUCCAUGACGAUGUUCUGUCAGGCAGUAAAAGUAGAGACGUUCUACGCUUAGCGACCGGCCUCUCCGGCCUUCAGCGCAAUGGGAUUAUUUCUCAUCAGAGAGGGACGGAUAUAGACCCACCCUCCUCCUCCUCUUCCUCCUCCUCCUCCUCCUCCUCCUCCUCCUCCUCCUCACCCUCCUCCCCAGACAGACUCUUCUCUCUCCUUGACCUCUCUGUGUCAUUCCCUCUCGGAUGUCACCACUUCACAGUUUUUCUUCUAACAAGCACAGUGUCAGUGUAAUACCUGAGUUGGUUUCCUAUGGUUUGCUCUGUGUCAAAAAAAAAAAAAAAAAAAAAGGUAAUGUCUGUGCUACAUUUUAUGAAGCAGUAUUAUGAACAUGUACAAGAAAAGAAAAAAAUAAUUGUAACCCCCUUUUUUUUAAUAUGUGUUUUGUUCUAUAAAUUAUUUUAUGGUUUGUGUGUGUUUUAAAAAUGAGAGCUACAGUUGGGGACCAUGUGAAGUGCUGCAAGUGCAUGUCUCCUGCGAUGGUGUGUAUUAAAUGUUUUGGC